GUUAGUCAGCUGGUGGUGCACGUGAUCGAGCUAUCCAGAAUCUUCAAGGAAGAGCUCUCUCCAGACGUCUCAGCACGGCGCGCGCCUCACCUCUGCUUUCAUAAUUCAGUUCAGACUUUCAUUGAAUACAUUCUUAACCCUCGCUGAUAUCUCUUCUACUAUCUUCAUAUCCUCGACACCGCCUAAAAGACCCAAGUUCGGCGCGUUUUACGUUGUAAUCAUGGCCAACUAUCUCGCCUCCAUCUUCGGUACGGAACAGGACAAGGUCAACUGUUCGUUCUAUUAUAAGAUUGGCGCAUGCAGACAUGGCGACAGAUGUUCCCGAAAGCAUGUAAAGCCUUCGUAUUCACAAACGAUCCUGAUGCCCAACAUGUACCAGAACCCGGCAUACGACCCAAAGAAUAAGAUGAACCCCAGCCAGCUUCAGAACCAUUUUGAUGCUUUCUACGAGGAUGUAUGGUGUGAGAUGUGCAAGUAUGGAGAACUGGAGGAACUGGUAGUGUGCGACAACAACAAUGAUCACCUCAUUGGCAACGUUUACGCCCGAUUCAAAUACGAAGAAGAUGCGCAAAAGGCCUGUGACGCCUUGAAUUCCCGUUGGUAUGCGGCGCGACCAAUAUAUUGCGAACUAUCGCCGGUUACAGAUUUUCGAGAAGCAUGCUGUCGAUUAAAUAGUGGCGAGGGCUGCGUGCGUGGCGGAUUCUGCAAUUUCAUUCACCGGAAGGACCCUAGCAACGAGCUCGACCGUGAACUGCGCCUCAGCACGAAGAAAUGGUUGAAGGAUCGCGGUAGGGAUGCCCGGAGUGUCAGUCGCAGUCCCAGCCCGGAGCCGACGAGGCGGCGAUACUAGGUGUGGAUUUGCUUUUUGUGUGUGUUUUGCAUGUGGCGUUGGGGAAUUGACCUCUGUCUACUGUAAUUUUUCUCUCUCUAAAGUGUUAUGAUAUCAAGCCUUGGUUGCGAGAUCUAAUGGCAUUCAAAUUGUCCUCGGUUGAAUCCUUAGCUAUUGUAG
Aspergillus alliaceus is the source of this 1009-nucleotide messenger RNA. Its product is annotated as zinc finger CCCH domain-containing RNA-binding protein. The transcript is spliced from 2 exons. Bases 221 to 850 code for a protein of 209 amino acids. The record is from RefSeq and is a predicted model, not a curated record. Gene Ontology annotation, biological process: mRNA splicing, via spliceosome. NCBI's taxonomy places the organism in Eukaryota, Fungi, Ascomycota, Eurotiomycetes, Eurotiales, Aspergillaceae. Gene Ontology annotation, molecular function: pre-mRNA 3'-splice site binding; metal ion binding. Gene Ontology annotation, cellular component: U2AF complex; spliceosomal complex.